Scomber scombrus (Atlantic mackerel) is the source of this 1748-nucleotide messenger RNA. Its product is annotated as histone H2B 3-like. The transcript has a single exon. Gene Ontology annotation, cellular component: nucleosome. The record is from RefSeq and is a predicted model, not a curated record. Gene Ontology annotation, molecular function: DNA binding; protein heterodimerization activity; structural constituent of chromatin. The coding region runs from base 1 to 369 and encodes 122 amino acids. NCBI's taxonomy places the organism in Eukaryota, Metazoa, Chordata, Actinopteri, Scombriformes, Scombridae.
AUGCCUGAUCCAGUUAAAGCACCGAAGAAAGGUUCAAAGAAGGCCGUCUCCAAGGCGACCAAGACCGGCAAGAAGAAGAGAAAGACCAGGAAGGAGAGCUACGCCAUCUAUGUGUACAAGGUGUUGAAGCAGGUUCAUCCCGACACUGGUAUCUCCUCCAAGGCCAUGGGCAUCAUGAACUCCUUUGUUGGAGACAUCUUUGAGCGUAUUGCUGGUGAGUCUGCCCGCCUUGCUCACUACAACAAGCGCUCCACCAUCACCUCCAGGGAGAUCCAGACCGCCGUCCGCCUGCUGCUGCCCGGUGAGCUGGCCAAACACGCCGUGUCCGAGGGCACCAAGGCCGUCACCAAGUACACCAGCUCCAAGUAAACCUGCUGGUUACACCAACAACUCAAAGGUCCUUUUCAGGACCACACACACCUUCAACAGAGAGCUUUAUUCCUGUCAGCAUUUAGUUGUUUGUUAAAUAUUAUCAUGACUUAACAUCUGUCUGUUGAUCAUUAUAACUCUUAGUAUCUGCUCAGUACUACAACAGAAGUUAAAUUACACUACUUUUACUGACCUGUAUAAACCUAACUGUCUCCUGAACAUCACUACAUUAUUUUGUGUACUUUUUAGCUUGAUGGAUAUUUGCAUUUCAUUAUUAUGAAAUACCCACACUCAAUUAAUCAAUCACAAACCGCCAGUCUAAAUUGUAUCUGUAUAGUAGCUUUAAACCUGGAAAGCAACACUUGCAAUGAGAACAAGUCAGGUUGCUAUCCUCCAGUGUUUCCUGACUGAACUCUGUAUUAUUUAUUCUUCCUUUUUCGCUUGAUCUAUAUGUGUAGUGUGUAGUUAAAAAUUCAAGAUCAGACAAAAUAUUACAAUAAAUAACAUUACCCCUCACUCUACACUAUUAAUCAGGCAUAUAACAGUCUAAAUAAAAGACCAUUGAUUUAUGUAAUGAUUGAGGUAAAACAAUAACAGUGAAUCCACUCUUAUAAGAUGUCAAGUCAUUUUUAUUGGAACAAUUUGAUUUCUGGACUUUAACACACAAAUACAUAUACACAGUCAGUGCUUUAAAAUGAUUAUUAUAUUGACAUAUUUAUAUAGACAAUGUGCUCCUAUAGAAAACAGUGUCAGGUUUUAUAAAUAUCAUUAGAGCUUAUAAAAGGAUCCCUGUCUUUCAUACACAGAAAACCAUGCUUUCUCUGUCACUCAGGCAAAUGUUUAGUACUCAAAUCUGACUUAUGUGCCAUUAUUGGGCGAUAAACCACCAUGUGUUAUAUAAACCUGAUGCUGAAGCAUGUACAGUGUUCCUAGGCCCUGGUCAUUUAAUCAGACAAGCAGCUAUAAACUAGAUGAAGAUAGUCUGCCGUCAAAUCAGAAUACAGUACUAGAUAUUCAACAGGACAGCUCUGCCUUUAGUUUGUGGAUCAGAAUCAGGUUUAAUAACCAGGCUGUACAGGGUUCAGCCCUGUCUCUUCAUCAAUCCAUCCCUGCACUACUCCCAGUAAACCUCAACCUUGACAAUGGGACAGGCUGCACUUUAAUGUCCAAUACUAGUAUUUCAUGUAUACUUUGUGUGACAUUAAGAAUAUCACAUCUGGUAUAUUACCAAUCAGGACCGUUACCCUUGUAAAUAAUUUACUGUCAUGAUUAUUUCUAAUUUUAUAUUUCUACAAUUUGUAUCUUGUUUAAUUUUUUGCUGGUCUUCUAUUCUACUGUAAUAAUGCAAGUUUCCUCAUUGUGGGACUAAUAAAGGAAUA